This is a messenger RNA of Esox lucius (northern pike), 5162 nucleotides long. RefSeq names its product TNFAIP3 interacting protein 1 (gene tnip1). Bases 470 to 2629 code for a protein of 719 amino acids. Lineage: Eukaryota; Metazoa; Chordata; Actinopteri; Esociformes; Esocidae. The record is from RefSeq and is a predicted model, not a curated record. Gene Ontology annotation, biological process: negative regulation of canonical NF-kappaB signal transduction; cellular response to lipopolysaccharide; regulation of transcription by RNA polymerase II. The transcript has 20 exons.
AAUACUAACUUUACCUGGAAUUUCUGUUGAAUGUCUGAAUAUACAGCCAACUUUACCUCGAUAAUUCGCCUUAAAUUAAACAUUUUUAAAAAUUAAGUCGAGGGACUUUAUAGCACUAAUGUAGAAGGUCAUCGGUUCAAGCUUUCCUUCCCCCAAUCGGUAAUUACUGUAUUUACCAGGGUUUUAGAAAAACCUUUCACUCUCUGUUUAAUACGUAACCAGUCUGACAAGCUUCUGCAUUGGUUGGCCUGGUUGUCAUGCACAGCUGUUUACAACAUCAAACGAGAACGAGGUGGAAUUUCCCAGGUUACAGCAGAAACCACUUCCGCAAAUGGUGUCUGGGCAAAACGAAGAAGCCACUGAAGCAGAAAGUAGUACUGUACCUCAGUGAGCAAAGGAGACUGGACGGUGGAGGCCGGGCCCGUCAUAACAGGCUCAUAUAUUCAGCCACCUCUUCCUCUAAUCAAUAAUGAACGAAGAAAGGAUGAGAUUGAGAGGACGAAAAGACGCCAGAUUCCGAGCGCCAUGCCUUGUAAGUGAAGCCGUGGCGAUGGAAGGAAAAGGGCCGUAUCGCAUCUAUGACCCAGGCGGGGGUGAGGUCAAGGUCAAAGAGGCCAGGGAGGAGAACAGCAGCGCAGGAGGAGGAAGCUACAGACAACUCCUGGAAGAGAACAGUGUGCUCAGAGAGAGGAUGAAAGGACUCCGGAGCUUAGGGGACUUGUUGGAGGAGUCUCAGUCUGAGGCUUCCAAGCUGCGCCAGCGCGUAGAGGAGCUGGUCCGAGACAACGAGGCCCUGAAGUCGUCCAGCUACAGCGUGGCUGCCAGCCUCUGCACAGGAGGCCCCACCCAAGCUGAGACACAGGGUCAGGGUAAGCUUCACAGCCAGCGUGUCGCAGACCAGAGAGAGAGCCAGGCGGGUCCCUCAACGGGGAAGGCCCUGUCGCCCGAGAAGCCCUGUGAAGGUCUUUCUGAGUUUGAGGUGGUGAAUAUGGAGGAGAAGACAUGCGAUAUCCAUACGACGGGCGCCGUGGCGGGUCCGCUUCCGCAGGAAAACCAAGAGUUGGCCAGCCAGUUGCAGCGCCUGGAGAGUUCCUUCAGUAUCUUUGCGGAGGAGUCCAACCCCAAUCAGCUCCUAGCACACCUGGGUCGCAUGGCCGUUGAGUUCCACCACCUCUCCUCCAAGGUCCAGAAGAACGAGCAGAGGACAUCCCUCCUACAGACACUUUGUGAGCAGCUCAGACAAGAAAACAACGAGCUGAGGAAGAAGAUGGAGGAGGACCUGCAGUACAGAAACCGAGACUUGGAACAGCUGAGACAGGAGAACCUGAAGCUAAAAGAGCUGGUGACGGGAGGAGACCCGGCAGAGAAGACCGAGGGGCCGCCAGAAGCCAAAGAAGAGCUGGUAAAAGAGGAAACCGCCAGCGUUAGAUCCAAGAUGGAGGUCACCACACCACAGAAGAGUGGUAAGUCGGCAGACAUGGAGAAGGCCCCGGGUAAGCCGUGUGAACCCGAAGUCUACGAGAAGAAGAUCAAGCUGUUGGAGAAGCAGAGAAAGGAUAUACUGGAAGUGAACAAGCAGUGGGAUAUCCAGUGGAACUCUAUGAAGUCACAGUUCGAGCAGAAGAUUACAGACUUGAGACAGCGACUGGCGGACUCGCAGAAAGCAGUGCUGGAGCUUGAGGCCGAGCGAGAGCAGAGGCAGCGGGACUAUGACAAGAAGCUGCUGCUUGCCAAGUCCAAGAUUGAGAAUGUACAGGGGGAGAAGGAGUGUCUGAACUCUGAGACGACAGAGUUGAAGCAGAAGGUUCGUUACCUGCAGGAUCAGCUGCUGCCCCUCAGCAAACAGAGGGAGUACCAGGAGAAGGAGAUCCAGCGCCUCAACCGGGCUCUAGAGGAGGCCUUGAAUCUUCACCCCCCUGCCUCCUCCCCACAGCAACCACCAGGCCAGGGCGGUGGCGGUAACCAUGGUGACGGGGCUGGCAAUUCAAGGAGGCAGGAGCUCCUCACUCAGAUAGCUGUGUUAAAAGAACAGGUGAAGAUCUUUGAGGAGGACUUCAGGAAAGAGAGGAGCGACCGGGAGCGAAUGAAUGAGGAGAAGGAGGACUUGAGGAGACAGGUGGAGAGACUGCAGGGUCAGAUGACCAACCUCAACAAUCAGCUUCACCAGGCCCAGAGCGAGUGUCAGAGGGAGAGGACCGAGAGGUGUAAGCUGGAGAGACUGCAAAUGCAACAUCAUAAACAGGGCCAGCAGCAGCAGGAGAGACAAGAGCGGCGUACCUCGGACCCUGUGAACGCCCCACUCAGCCCUCCAUACUGUGGUCCAUUUAUGCAGGUGGUUCCCGGAGGACAGGGCCUGGACGGCUGGCCCAUACACUUCCCUCCCCGGAUAACCAACAAUGCCGCCGCCGUGUCGGCAGCCGGUAGUAUAGUGCCGCCGGGACGCAAUGACUUCACGCCGCUCACACCGGGUUUCCCAUGGCAACCAUCGUUCCAACAGCCCAGAGGGUCCAGGGGGGCUGCGGCUGGCACAGGUGACGCAUCCCGACCCCCUCCGGAAAACACAGAUCAGUCUACAGCUACUGGCUUUGGAAAAAGAGAGCGACAGAAUGUUGACCCUGGAAAGCACUAAGUACUCUCCAACAUUUGUUCCCGCGUUCUCCCGCCAUGGAGUAGAGCUGGGUGGUAGCAGCAUGGUUCAGUUUGUUUUCAGUUGACCAGGUGUGAUUUUGAACUAUAAUUUUUCUACUGAACUGUAGAUAUCCUAUUGUAAUGUUGUUUAUACUUGCGUUUUAUAAGCCUAGUUGUGAAACAAACACUGUUUUUGGCUAUUCAGAAAUAUAUACAUGAAUAUUAUUUAGAUUUUAGUUUUUUAAUGUCAUUAUUUUUGGAUAUUCCAUAUCUGCUUCAUGUGAUUCUAUGCAGGAAGUCAUUUGUGUAAUAAUUUGAGAUGCUACAAAUUUCAUAUUAAGACAAUAUACCUAUUUGAUUAUUGGCUAUUGAUGAUCAUCCCAUGUUAAAUAUGUAACAUUUUUACAAACAGGUUUUGUUACUCUUAGGGUUGAGGGGUUAAUUCUCCCAUACUUGUAUUCAUUCCAACAAUAUAUAAUUAUAUAGUUAGAUUGCCUUGGGAUUGGAAAACAUAACCAUUGAUGUAGUUUAAUUUCUGAUAAUUAUUUCAGUACCAUUGAUGUUCAAGAACUGUACCAUAUGUGUAACUGUUCAAAAAGUGAUUGUUGAAAUACUCAAAAGUUGGGAAAUGAAUUUUGCUGGUAUAUCAUGCCAAAAAAAAUGUAGUUGUGAUGAUUAUUGAUAAUUUAUUUAUUAUCUAAUGUUUUGAUGGUUGCAUUGAUGACAUGUACAUCACUUGUCUUUAGUAAUGCUGUUCUUUAUAUGUUGUUAGUGUACUCCAAAUAUAUUGUAGCUAUUGACAUUGUACGUUUGUUAUACACACACCUUCACAAGCACCCGAUGUGGCAAAAAAUAUCCCAUUUGAAUGCGGCCCUAUUGCUUUUGUUUUAUUGGUUCCAACUUUUUGGUCACAAUUCCAGUAUGUGAAUGCACAUCCUAAUAGUCCUUAAAAUGUUUACCCUGAAAAGCUGUCCAAUCAUAUGUCUGGAGGGUUGGGUCAUAGAUGGUAAUUUACCCAAGCUUUGUUACAAUCAUCGUGAAUGGCUUCCUUUCCCAGUCUUGUUCGUUUUAUCUGCUUUCAUUCCUUACCAUUGACAAGUAAAAUUACUAGGGUGCAGGCCUAUUCUGAUUACUUUAGACCUCCACCUACCGGAACAUUCUGCCAGUAGUGUAUCACUGAAGAAGCUUCAGCUGCAUUAAUAUGUCAAUUUAUAUCGCGUUAACAGGGUAUAACCAUGUUAGUAUGUACAUUUAUAUCGCGUUAACAGGGUAUAAGUGCAUUAAUAUGUACAUUUAUAUCGUGUUAACAGGGUAUAACCACGUUCGUAUGUACAUUUAUAUCACGUUAACAGGGUAUAACCACGUUCUUAUGUACAUUUAUAUCGCGUUAACAGGGUAUAACCACGUUCUUAUGUACAUUUAUAUCGCGUUAACAGGGUAUAACCACGUUCGUAUGUACAUUUAUAUCGAGUUAACAGGGUAUAAGUGCAUUAAUAUGUCCAUUUCUACAUAGUGAACAGGGUAUGAUUGGUCUCCAUCGUAUUGCUUUAGCCUGUCAGUGUCAUGUUUUUCUGAUCCGUCAGAGGCCAGGAAAGGAAGCCAAUUCAAAACUGUUUGUGCCUAAGUCAGGCCUGAGGCUCAGCAUCAUGACUACGUAAUACCUCCGUAACAGCUCACUGAUGAAACACCCUAGCCAGACUGGGGCUGCUUGCCAAAUGACACCUUCUCCCCAUUUAGUGCACUAGUUUUGACCAGAACCCAGACUGGUCAAAAGUAGUGUGCGAAAAAUGGGGAUUGUGACACCAUUUGGAACACGUUCCUGACUCCGCUGGCUACUCUGUCUUAAUCCACCUUGAAGACCAGCAUCUCCAUGCCAACUAUUCCAGCACGGCUAUCUACACGAGAUUCCUGUGAACCACUGUGACUGACCCAAACUGAGCCCUUAACCUCACGCCCAGGUACUCUAGCAGAGGAGGAUUGGAUAGGUGUUGACAAAAUGACAAAGCGGAGUUCUAUAUUAUAUACCUAACCAAUGCUUUCAUGUCUUGUCUGGAGUUCAGUAGGUGAGGGAUUGGUUUGGGAUUGGGUACUGUACUCUAAGGCUCCAAUCUUCCUGGUGUGUGACUCUUUUGGUGGUGAACCAAUGUUAUGUACUGUAUUUCCUCCAAAUCAAUCAAACCAACUAGAAAGGGGGUUUAAUAUGUAUGGUAUUAAAAACGCUGGAUAUGUUUACUUAUGUAUGUUUUAUUCAGAUUGUUGGUUAAAAGAUGGUCGGUCUUUCAGAAUGAUUGGUGUAAAUACAGUAGUAACAGGCAUUUUUAUUAUUUUUUUAAUUACGAUUAGAUUUCAGAAUGUUCCAAUUGUGGAGUGGAGAUGUUUUGAAUUGCACUUUGAAAGAAAUGCUUUGUUUUCUUCUGGCAGUGGUAUUUUUCUGGUUUGUAGCUCUGGAGUUUUGCAGUAGGCAAAAGCACAUCACUGAUGUGAUAAGAUUUUUUGUAUUUGACUAGCUUAAUAAACAUAUUCUAAAUGUGUUA